AUGGGUGCUAUAUUUGCAGACGGCUCUUCCACAAACUCCGAAAACAUGAACAAUCGCACUUACGAGGCCUCAAUGGACCGCUUCCACGAAACCAGAAGCAUGGGGGCUUCGUUAGCGGGAUGCCAGAUUGUUACGAAUCCCGUGAUGGUCCUCCAGUGGUCCGUAUGGAUUCGAAAGUUAUUCUCAUUUUGGCGGCCGCAUAAUGGAUCACACUGGCGAAGUGUCCUCGAUGGUGCCGCCAAGCUGGAGGAUUACCUCGAGCUCAACGGGCUCGGAAGAGACGUUUCGGAAAAUCGAGCAAGAAUACCGAUAGAAAUUCUUCCUCGGACUUUUCUGGAUGCUUUUGAAGCGGCUAAGCGCCUUGGAGUCGAUUACCUCUGGAUCGAUUCUCUUUGCAUCAUCCAGGAGGGGGACCAGCUCAAAGAUUGGAACAAAGAGGCACCAACGAUGAAGAAUGUAUAUUCGAACGCAUGUUUUAACAUUUGCGCUUCAUGGGGCUCUGAAAUAGGCGGAUUGUUUACAAAAAGAGACCCAGCCAUGUUUCAGCCUGCAAUGUUUGAGAUGUCCUCCAAAAAGGGAGGGAAGAAGCUUCUUCUUCUGCUAUUUAUGGAGGAUGGAACCGAUGGAGCCUGGGAGGAGUUAGUUGAGUUCUCUCCCUUGAAUAGCCGCGGCUGGGCAUUCCAGGAGCGAUUGCUUGCCCCCAGAAACAUCUUCUUCUGCAAGGAAAUGGUUCUGUACGAGUGUUAUGAGCAACGCUGGAUCGAAUCCAUGGGGUCGGAUGUCGUGGUCUGGGACCCAUUUCCCUGGGGCAUAUGGCCGCGCGACAUUAUCUCAGGACAUAACAUCAAGACACUCCUACCGACCGUUGGUGAAGACAUCUAUUAUACCUGGUGGUGUUUGGUGAAGGAAUACUCGGGCACAAAGCUUACAUUUGCUGAAGACAGGCUUGCAGCCGUAGCAGGUAUCGCUCAGCGAUUUAGCGCGCUUCUCGGAGACGAUGUGUAUGUGGCUGGGUUAUGGCUCAGUCGCCUUUCUCUUGACAUGCUUUGGCAGAACGUACAAGAACCUGAGGUGAACGGUCCUUCCUCAAGGCCAAUUCAGUUGACGUUCUCCUGGAUCUCUGGCCACCAGGUUACAUUACAUAAAGACCACCUGCAAAAGAGGGGGCUGCACCAGGUAGCCAUCAUGCAAAUGGGGGAGUUUGACGAGAAGUUCGUCUUGCCACAGAUCACAUGCGUCAAAUGGCGCACUUCUGCGGACAGGGACGCUGAAGAAUACUCAUUCAGCGAAGACAUGAUCAUGCUUCCGUCGACGCCGAGCAUCGAAAUCAUGGUUCGUUGUGUUUUAAGGCCGAUGAUACUUCGAAGGGGUCCGAAAAACCUCCAUGUGUUUCCUGUUGAUGUUGUCGCCGUUCCUGAAGAACAAGAUAUGGAGGCUCUCCGGGAACGUGAAAUCUCGAGCACUAACAGUCAAUUCUUCUUCGUCUCGGCUAUUCUUGAUUUUGCAGCUACUGAAACAGACAUCUCUGUCUUAAAUGCUUCAGGAAGACUAUUCUAUGUGCCU
This is a messenger RNA of Clonostachys byssicola, 1563 nucleotides long. Lineage: Eukaryota; Fungi; Ascomycota; Sordariomycetes; Hypocreales; Bionectriaceae. The record is from the annotation of a GenBank genome assembly.